AUGGCAGUGAGAGAGGUCUCACUGCACGACUCCUUUCGCCUCCUUCGGGGCCAUCUGCAAAGCUUCCUGGAUGAUGCUUCGGGCCGCAGGAACUCUCCCCGACUGGUGGCCUGGGUGCCCGAGACUGCCCCUGUCGGGCCGGAGGAGCCCUUUAGGUGGAGCUUCGUGAGCUCUGGCAGCUGUACUGUGCUGCCGGACCAUCUCCAGAGCUUGGAUGCCUUGACUGCUGCUGGGCUGGUGGGGAAGGAUCUGGAUGAAGCUGGGAUCCGCACCUGGCUUGCCGACAAAGCCGGCAAAGAGUGUGCCGUUGGACGCGUCAGGGGCCUGCCCUCGCACUGGACUGUCAUUCAGGAUGGCAGCUGCCCUCUCCGAGACAACGAGCAGUCCCUGCUGAUAAGUAGCGUCCGGGAGGGUGAGAACGUGACAUAUCUGCAAAACUCCGUUGUGGUUCCGCUCCACGAGGAGGGCCAGGCAGAAACGCUCGCUGCGCAAGACGUCCUGGUGGUGGCACUAGUGAUGUUCUGCCGCCAGCUGCACAUCACAGACCUAGAAAUACGAGUGUGCCGCGCUGGUGAUAAGGUCUGCGUAACCUGGGCGGCCCUGCAGCUGGACGAGACCGCUGGCUACCUCUGUGCCGAGCGCUGGGGCAACUGCCGCUUCCCGGUUGGCUUCGGGCGCCCAGAACUGCCCGAGGAAAAGGCCGUGCAUGAUUUGGACGCAAGAACAGGAGCUUCCCUGAAGUUCACCUUGCUGAAUCGUCAGGGCCGUGUGUGGACCCUUAUCGCAGGAGGCGGCGCUAGUGUCGUGUACACGGACACCAUCUGUGAGUACGGCUAUGCGAAGGAGCUGGCAAACUACGGCGAAUACUCAGGCGACCCCCCUGAGGAGUUUGUCUACGAGUAUGCCAAGGUGAUCUUGGGAGUCAUGACAUCCUCACCGGAGCCUCAUGGGAAGAUCCUGCUGAUCGGGGGCGGAGUUGCCAACUUUACGGAUGUUGCCAGCACAUUCAAGGGCCUGGUGAAGGCCUUGAAAGAGUUCGGAUCUGCCUUGAAGGCCUGCGCUACGACAGUUUGGGUGCGCCGUGGUGGUCCGAACUACUCAGAGGGGCUCACAAACAUGCGAAAAGCAUGCGAGGACAUCGGAAUCCCUGCGCACGUGUACGGGCCAGAAGCUCACCUCACAUCGAUCGUGCGAGAUGCACUUCUGGAGAAGGCCAAAGAUGCCAGCAUGCCCGUUCCGGACGUCAAGAUCCGACAAGUCGACUCUGCGAAGAGGCAAAGACGAGGUAGCAAUAGCCUUAUGCAGUUUACCCUGGAGACUCAAGCCUUCGUGUAUGGGAUGCAGACGAAAGCGGUGCAGCGAAUGCUGGACUUCGACACGCUCUGCGGCCGCAAAACCCCUAGUGUGGCGGCCAUAGUCAACCCAACCGGCGAGGCAACUUUUGAGAAGUUUAUGUUCGGCUCUGCAGAUGUUUUGAUCCCUGUAUACACAUCGUUGGAAGAUGCUGUGGACAAGCACGGCAAGACGCCCAAGAUGCUCGUCAAUUUUGCUUCAUUCCGGUCUGUCUAUACUGCGACUAUGGAUGCAUUGAAGUUUGCCAGUGUCAUCAAAACGCAUGCCAUCAUCGCAGAAGGCGUCCCCGAAGCAUUGACACGCAGGAUCCACUACGAGGCCGAGAAGGUUGGGGUCGCCAUCAUCGGACCGGCUACCGUAGGUGGCAUGAUGCCUGGGCGCUUCCGCAUCGGCAACGCUGGAGGAGCGGUGGAGAACUUGUUGCUGGCCAAACUUUACCGGCCCGGAUCCGUAGGCUACACGACCAAGUCGGGUGGUAUGUCCAACGAACUGAACAACAUUGUGGCGCUGAACACCGACGGUGUGAGAGAAGGCAUCGCCAUCGGAGGAGACAGGUGGCCAGGACUCCGUUUUUUGGAUGUUCUGCUCCGCUUUGAGGCAGAUCCUGACGUCAAGAUGAUGGUGCUGCUGGGCGAGGUAGGUGGACGUGAGGAGUUUCUCGUAGCAGAAGCCCUCCAAGACGGACGCAUCACCAAACCGCUCGUCGCCUGGUGCUGUGGCACAGCAGCCGAAGCCUUCGACUACGACGUCCAAUUUGGCCAUGCAGGCGCUCGGGCGCGUGCAGCCGACGAGACGGCGGGGUCCAAAAACCGGGCGCUUGCCAAGGCGGGAGCUCACGUGCCCCGCAGCUUUGACGAGUUUGGCGACCUCAUCGCCUUGGUCUAUCAGGCUCUGGUCAAGGCAGGCAGCAUCGUUGUUGCCAGCGAGCCUCCGGUGCCGAAGCUUCCAAGCGACUACGAGUCGCUUCGAAAGAAAGGCAUGGUCCGCAAGCCUGCGAAUUUCGUUUGCUCCAUUGCCGAUGACCGGGGAGCAGAACCGACCUAUGCCGGGGUGCCCAUCUCGGAGAUUGCCAAGGACGAGGAACUCGGCAUUGGUGGCGCUAUUUCGCUGCUGUGGUUCAGGAAGAGACUGCCACGUUAUGUCUCCAAGUUCAUCGAGCUAUGUGUGGUCGCGACUGCAGAUCAUGGUCCGUGUGUGUCUGGCGCGCACAACACCAUCGUGGCAGCGCGGGCCGGGAAGGAUCUGGUGUCCUCGCUCAUCUCCGGCUUGGCGACCAUCGGUCCUCGCUUCGGGGGUGCCCUUGAUGACGCGGCACGCAUGUUCGCCUCUGCCUUGGACGCUGGUCUCACGGCCGCCGAGUUUGUGGAGAAGUGUAAGCAAGACAAGACAGUGAUCAUGGGGAUCGGCCAUCGCGUCAAGUCGCUAGACAACCCGGACGCGCGAGUCGUUCUCAUCAAGGAGUACGCCAAAGCCAACUUUUCUGCCACGCCGCUCCUUGAUUUCGCCUUGGCGGUGGAACAGAUAACGACCAGGAAGAAGGCAAAUCUCAUCCUCAACGUCGACGGCUGCAUUGCCGUUUGCUUUGUGGACUUGCUGCGUGGCUGCGGUGCCUUUACGAGGAGCGAGGCCGAUGAGCUCGUCUCCAACGGAGUUCUGAACGGACUCUUCGUGUCGUCCAGAACCAUUGGCCUGGUCGGACAUUUCCUGGAUCAGAGGCGGUUGAAGCAGCCCCUUUACAGACAUCCGUACGACGACGUGACAUACCUCACCGACAGCUAA
Symbiodinium sp. CCMP2456 is the source of this 3132-nucleotide messenger RNA. The record is from the annotation of a GenBank genome assembly. Lineage: Eukaryota; Dinophyceae; Suessiales; Symbiodiniaceae.